Messenger RNA from Paraglomus occultum, 552 nucleotides. The record is from the annotation of a GenBank genome assembly. NCBI's taxonomy places the organism in Eukaryota, Fungi, Glomeromycota, Glomeromycetes, Paraglomerales, Paraglomeraceae.
AUGCCACCAUACUUUAAAUCUGAACACAAAUAUACUCCUAAUUACUGUGAAGAGAAUGUUUACCACCUGUGUCAUAAAUUUCUCGCUCUAAGUGGAUCACAACUAGAAGAAGACGACGCAAAUGGGGAAAUUACGUCGCCUGCAAGUGAGGUUUACGUAGUCUUUAUUACGAAUGAGUGGAGUUCGAUUCCUUUACUCAGACAGCGUGCUGGUGCUGGUCUAAAUGCGGAAGGCUUUGUCUGCUGGGAUUACCAUGUAAUUCUCUUAUACACCGAAGCUGAGAACGGGCAAAAAAAAAGAUCUUGGGUUUAUGACCUGGAUACGGUGCUUCCCUUUCCAUGCGAAUUUGAAACUUAUCGCCGUUCAGCAUUAGCGCGCUUUCCCCAACGAGAAUUACAACGUAAAUACAGGUUAAUACCCGCAAAGACAUAUCUCGAAGUCUUUGCUUCAGAUCGCAGCCAUAUGUUGCAAGAAGAUGGGUCAUGGAAGGCUCCGCCACCAGCUUAUCCGCCUAUAUCGACUGAUGGUAAGAAUGUCAAUGCAGGAAUAUGA